This is a messenger RNA of Hemibagrus wyckioides, 2899 nucleotides long. It is a transcript of the gene epn3a, whose product is annotated as epsin 3a. The transcript is spliced from 11 exons. Lineage: Eukaryota; Metazoa; Chordata; Actinopteri; Siluriformes; Bagridae. Gene Ontology annotation, molecular function: clathrin binding; phospholipid binding. The record is from RefSeq and is a predicted model, not a curated record. Gene Ontology annotation, cellular component: endosome; clathrin vesicle coat; plasma membrane. Gene Ontology annotation, biological process: endocytosis. The coding region runs from base 464 to 2356 and encodes 630 amino acids.
CCUCCCUCCCUCCUUAUUACCCCACACCCUCACUUCACUUUCCCCUGCUUUUCCAAGCUUUAGAUUCCUAGGUGUUUAGGCUAGUCGUAUUUUUUCUUUAUUUCACACCCCAAAAAAAUCAGAGCACAUCCUGAAACUAGAAAACCGCCGAGUCCUGACAGUAUUCAGUGUGUGUGUGUUAGGUGUGUGUGUGUGUUGCGGAAAGUAUCGGGAGGAAGAACAGCACAGGGGCGAUGUGGAAAGGUUGCGCACUUACGGACAGGAUCCUGAAGUUGGGACGGAUGUGACGAGCCAUGAUGAGAGGAGGUUCAUAGCCUUGUGGAAUCGGAUGUACAGUGCUGAAUUUGGGCAGCAUAGCACUCUUCAAUCAUCAGACCUACACUGAAUCAUCUCUAUCCCCUAGGCUCUCUUACAGAAGAGGGCAGAGAGGCAACACUGUCCCAGUAACGUUGAUCAAGACACCAUGACGACUUCGUCCUUGCGCCGCUCUGUAAAAAACAUAGUAAACAACUACACAGAGGCGGAGAUCAAAGUGCGAGAGGCGACCUCGAAUGACCCAUGGGGUCCUUCCGGUUCACUCAUGAUGGAGAUCGCCGAGCUGACUUUCAAUGUGGUGGCCUUCGCCGAGGUUAUGGGUAUCAUCUGGAAGCGCAUGAAUGACCAUGGCAAGAACUGGCGUCACGUUUACAAGGCCCUGACGCUGUUGGAUUAUCUAGUGAAGACUGGCUCAGAGCGCGUGGCUCAGCAAUGCAAGGAGAACAUCCAUGCAAUCCAGACACUCCGGGACUUCCAGUACAUAGACCGUGAUGGCCAGGACCUGGGUGUGAAUGUGCGUGAGAAGGCCAAGCAGCUAGUUUCUUUGCUCCAAGACAAGGAGAAACUGAAGCAAGAGAGGAGCCAGGCUCAGACGACACGUGAACGCACAGCCCAUACCGGUAGUGUUAUGGCAUACAGCUCCAUGCCUCCACCCUACUCUGGAAGCCGUACCAGCCAACCCAGCAUGGCGGCCGUCUAUGGGGACACGUAUACCCGCUCUCGAGGCUCACCUUCCUCCUACAACUUGUCCACUCCACCCGCUAAUCUGGCCCCAGAGCUGGAGCAGGCACGGCCACAGACCAGUGGUGAGGAAGAGUUACAACUGCAGCUGGCGUUGGCCAUGAGCCGAGAGGAGAGCGAAAGGCCACAUCCUCCUGUGGAUAUCGAUGAACAGACACAACUCCAGAUUGCAAUGAGCCUCAGCAAGGAGGAGGCCCAAAAGAAGCCCCCUCCUGCUGCUUCUCUGGACAUGGACGAAGAGACACAGCUCCAGAUUGCUCUGAACCUCAGUAAGGAGGAACAUCAGCAGGAGGAGCGAAGUCGCCAGGGAGAUGAAUCGUUGCUCCAGAAAGCUCUUGAAGAGAGUAAACGAGAAAUGGAAGCCAAAGCAGGCGGGUCUGCCAUGUUGGAUCUCAUGGAUAUUUUUGCUCCGGCCUCUCAAGCGCCACCAAGUGACAAACCAUGGGAUUCGUCUGGAGCUGGAGGUCACACGCAGGCUGCGGGACCUUUGAGGGUUGACCCGUGGGAUUCUCUGGAGCCAAGCUCCUCAGCUCGAGGUCCUGGCAGCUCCUGGGCAGCACCUUCCAGUCUUCACUCUCAGCCCUGGGACCAUCAGUCACGUCCUCCUGACCCAUGGGAAGCUCCUCAGAACGCCACCAGUCCUGUUCCCUCAAGUCAGUCUUGGCUCCCAACUGCUGCCCCUGCCAAAGGAAUAGAUCCUUUCUCUCCUCUAACAGCAGACAAAAAAAGGUCUGCUGUCCCAGUCAAAGGCUCAUCACCACGACCUGGGAGCCCCACAGAUGGAGAUCUUUUUGAUGAUGCCAUGGAUGGAGGUCAGGUGCACGUGAAUGGCCGUAGUGAGGGAAGUCCAGAGUUAUUUGACCUAUCUCGUUUGGGAGAAAGUUUAGCAGAGCCAAUGCCUCGGACCUGUGGCACUCCGGAAGCGUUCCUGGGCGCCGCAGGGGCCUCGCUCGUCAAUCUCGACUCCUUGAUUCCGCCGAAUAACGCUCCUAAAAACUUAAACCCGUUUUUAACAGGUCUGAGUGCUCCUUCCGUCACAAAUCCAUUCCAAAGCGAGCAGCCACGUCUCACACUCAAUCAGAUGCGUCCUAGCUCCACGUCCGCUGCUCCCAACUCGCUGCAAUACAGCACCUCUCUGCCUCUGCCUGCGAGCAAUCAGCCUUUAUCCUUGCCUAGCUCCUUCACCCAGCCUUCAGAGGGACACCUUAACAUGCCUGGGAACCUGCCUCAACCACUGCUCCCCCUGUCAUCCACUUCCACACAAGGACAGCCAGAUCAGAGUCAGAACCCUUUCCUCUGAGACCUGGCUUGAGCAGAGCUUCAUGUGCCCUGAAUGUAAGCUUGCUGGCUUGAGUAACAAUGCUUAUAACAGAGUGAAGAAUUAACUGCAGACUUGGAUCUAAACUGGAAUAUAGUCCAAAUUAAUGACACCACUGUUUUAUACUUGCUAACUGUUUUCAGAGCUCUUUGCAAUUGCUACUUAUCCUCUUGUAUCCAUCUGAACUACAGAACCAAUGUGUCUUUAUAAUCAUAUAAGCAAAUAGCCCACAUUUCUUUCAUUUAUUUUUCUUUCUUUUUUUUUUUUUUUAAAUACUGGACCAUGACCUACUCUGUAAUGUACAGUAACUUUACAACUGUUUCACCAAGCUCUCUAGACAUGCUUUAGUAAUACUUCUUUAAGUAUUACAUACACCCUGGUGACUUCCUGUUCCAUUUUCCUGCUUCAUUAUUCAUUACAUAUGACUGAUAUUGAUGAGCAGAACAGCAUGGAAGCUAGCCAACAGCCCCAUCUGGAUAAUGAAGCUCAUUCAUUCGGUCAAGGAUGUCUAAUCAGUGUACCAGA